AUGGUCACCCCCUGGAAUAAGGGCACGCACUCCGCCCUCGUCCCACUACCCGAACCCGGCCCCUCCCUCUUCCUCUCGGCCGCGGGCCCCGAACGCCAGAAGCACAAUGGUAGCCUCCCCCCGGCCGUGAUCAUUGAAGCGGGCCUCGGCAGCUCGCACGUGGAAUGGGUCGCGGUGCAGCGCCUGAUCGCCGCCCGGGCGCGCGUCUACACCUACGACCGGGCCGGCUACGGGCGCAGUAGCGGACAGCCCUCCCCGCUGCCGCCGACAGCGCACAACCGCGUCCGCGAGCUGACCCAGCUUCUCGACGCGGCGCAGAUCCCGCCACCGUAUGUGUUGAUCGGCCACUCCUACGGCGGGGUCCUGGUCCGCGAGUUCCUGCGCCAACGCGGCCCCGACGUCGUCGUCGGGAUGGUGAUCGUCGAUUCGCCGCGGGCGCCGACCCCCUUGCCUGCGGAUUGGCCGAGUUUGAUGGGGCAGUCAGAUUACUAUGCUAUUGUCGGGUUGGAUGAGAAUGUGGCGGUGGCGCCGGAGGAGUACCGCGCGAUUAAGGAGGAUGAGGUGAGGAAUCGGGCGACGGCGGAGGCGGAGUUGGCGCUGAUUGCGGCGAGUACCAAGGAGUUGAAUGAGGCGAUUCCCGAGGGGAUGCAGGCGCUUGGGGAUAGAAGGUUGAGUGUGAUUUUUGCGAAUGAGUCGGUGGAUUUUGGGAAGGUUUAUGCUUAUGGGGUGGAGCAUGGGCAUGGCUCGGAGGAGGCGAGACGGCGGCUGGCGGAGCGGCUGGCGGUCAUGGAGGAGAUGGAUGAGCGAGGACAACGGGCUCAUCUGUCGCUGUCGAGUCGGAGUCGGUUUGUGUAUUCGACAGGGAAGGCGAGGACGCAUAAUUUGCAGUUUGUUGCACCGGAAGUGAUUCGGGAUGAGGUGUUUUGGGUCCUGGGGUUGGUGGAUUGA
This is a messenger RNA of Aspergillus aculeatus ATCC 16872, 948 nucleotides long. RefSeq names its product alpha/beta fold hydrolase. The record is from RefSeq and is a predicted model, not a curated record. The transcript has a single exon. Lineage: Eukaryota; Fungi; Ascomycota; Eurotiomycetes; Eurotiales; Aspergillaceae. The coding region runs from base 1 to 948 and encodes 315 amino acids.